AUGAUUUCAGCAAGAGUACCGGGCAUUCUACCCAGCAAUACUGAAGUGAACCCAAGGGAGAAAGUGCAGGCUAUCACUUUGAGAAGUGGUAAGGAGCUACCAGAAGUAGAGAAGAAGGCAAGGGUUGAAAACAAGACAGAUGCAACCCUUGAAACCGAAAGGAAGGAGGAUGAGCAAUCUGAACCGAAGAAGGAGAGAAACCAACAACCACAAGUACCCUUUCUGAAUAAGCUGAAGCAACACAAAUUGGAAAAAGAAUUCGGUAAGUUUCUUGAAGUGUUUAAAAGCUUACAUAUUAAUAUCCCUUUUGCUGAUACUUUAGCCCAAAUGCCACACUAUGCAAAGUUCUUGAAGGAGAUAUUGGCAAAUAAAAAGAAAUUGGGAGAUGUGGCUACUGUUGCACUCAAUGAAGAAUGCUCGGCAAUCCUUCUUAACAAGCUGCCCCAUAAACUGAAGGAUCUAGGGAGUUUCACUAUCCCUUGCACUAUAGGCAGUUUGAAAAUAGAAAAGGCAUUAUGUGAUCUAGGAGCUAGCAUAAACUUGAUGCCAUAUUUGGUUUUUAAGAAACUAGGAUUGGAUGAACGCCAACCUACUAGAGUUACAUUGCAAUUAGUUGAUAGAUCCAUAAAGCAUCCUAGGGGAAUCAUAGAAGAUGUGCUUGUUAAAGUAGAUAAAUUCAUCUUUCCAGUUGAUUUCAUUGGAGACCUUUCCUAG
This is a messenger RNA of Nelumbo nucifera (sacred lotus), 714 nucleotides long. The record is from RefSeq and is a predicted model, not a curated record. Lineage: Eukaryota; Viridiplantae; Streptophyta; Magnoliopsida; Proteales; Nelumbonaceae.